CGGUUUUUUGUGUGUGCGAUAAAAAUUAAUGUUUGCGUGAAAACGGAAAAUCAUAUUGAUUGUAGCGAUUUUCCGGAGUUAAUUGGUAUUUUUAAGACAUUAUGAAGCGAAAGAACAAGUUGAAUAGGUUACAUAACGUGCCGCAACCCGGAAAUUUUGAGCGUGUCGAUGUGCCCUGUAGCGUCGUUGUGUGUAGAGUUUUUUAGCGGCAAGAUGUGUAUGCCCACGAGUAAUGUGACGGGCUUCGGGUAUUCGUGGUUUACGAGCUCGGGUGAUUUGGCGAAGGGCGAGGUUGACACCCCGAGCGGCCUAAGCUACACCCUCGGGAACACGGUAUCUCCAGAAACCACUCUAACUGUGAUGUCCCACAAGACACCGCAGGUGCAAGAAAAAGUUGGCACUGUAGUAGCUGUGUCAAAUGCAACAGGCACAGCAGUAACAAGAGUUGUUACUGCGGGCACCCCUGGAACUCCAAGAAGAGCCAUGUUUGUGCUAAAUGAAGCCCCUAUUAAUAGAGUUGUCCAUCAGAAUCAAACUGCUACUAUUAAUACAACAAACCUUGCAUCGAAACCAUUCAUGACACCACUUGGUCCGAUUCAAUUAACUGCAGAAGAAUGCAAUGAGAUUCUCAUGAAGCGGGCAUUACAAGCACAAGGUAUCACAACACCAGUCAUAGACGCUUCACAACUAAAUCACACUUUGUUGAAUGGCAGUCUGAAGAGUUUGGCGGAGGCAACUACACAGCAAACAGUAGAAACAAUACAGACUACGAGCCAUCAACCGCAACAGCAACACCAUCAACUGCUGCAUGCGAAGCAGGAGCCUGGAACUGCAAAUAGUUCACCUAAAACGGUGUAUUCGCAGACCGAGCUUCUGACAACGAACGCUGUGAUGACAACGUCCGCGCCCGUGCCCGUCAAGGAGCGACCCUAUUCAUGCGACGAGUGCGGCAAAUCGUUCCUACUCAAACACCAUCUUACUACUCACGCGAGGGUUCAUACUGGUGAACGACCUCACGUGUGCGCUCAUUGCGGCAAAGCGUUCGCCCGAAAGCACUGCCUAAACACGCAUUUGCUGUUACACUCAGCGGAAAGGCCGUACCGCUGCCACGAGUGUAAGAUGGCCUUUACGCUUAAGCACCACCUUGUCACACAUUCAAGGGUGCACAGUCGCGAGCGGCCGUUCGUGUGCGGCGAGUGUGGCCGCGGGUUCCCUUUGAAGCGGCAUCUGGUCACGCACAGCAAGUACCACGCCGGCGAAAGACCGUACGUCUGUUCCGAUUGCGGCGAGAGCUUUGCGCAGAAGGAGCAUUUAGUCAUGCACAGUCGCUUCCACGGUUCGUUGUCACCGUUCGUGUGCCCGGACUGCGGCGUGGCGUUCGCGCGCAAGUUCCAGCUCGUCAACCACGGCCGUGUGCACGGUCGUGUACCGCACGCGUGUCCCGUCUGCGGGAAAGAGUUCCUGCAGAAGCGCACGCUCGUUACGCAUAUGAAACUCCACACAGGCGAAGGAGUAGUGGCGUGCCUAGAAUGCGGAGAGGCGUUUAAAUGCAAGGUAGAAUUACAACAGCACUGUAAAAUGACACGGCACUGCCUGUCGUCGAAUCAAUCUACGCAACAACAACAAACGCAACAACAAGUACAACAGCAGGUACAGCAACAACAAGCUCAGCAACAAGCGCAGCAGGCCGCGCAACAAGCACAACAACAAGCGCAACAACAAGUGCAGCAAACGGUCAUUAAAACGGACGAUUUUAAACCGCAGAUUGUUCAGUUCACCGAACAGCAGGCGCAACAAAUCCAACAGAGUGUUAUUAAGACGGACGAAUUCAAGCCGCAGAUAGUACAGGUGAUAGGCGCGGACGGUCAGAUAGUGGCUGAGAAGGCUUCGGCGGGUUAUUCAUGCCCCGAAUGCGGCUCUUGCUUCAAUACGAAGGAAGCGAUGUCGCUGCACGUGCGCCUGCACGCGGGCGACCGCACGUGCGUGACGGACCUGUGCGCGCUCACGGCCGCGCUGCAGCCCGGCAUCGUGGCUGCGCACGCGCAUGCGCACACGCAGCAGCACAACCAACCGAUACAGAUAAUCUCAUCGAACCCCAGUAAUGUCGUUCAUACGCAAGUGAUAGCAACAAACCAUCACAUAGCUCCACCACGGCCGAAGAUUCACUUCUGUGUUGAUUGUGGCAAAGGCUUUGCAGCUAAACACGGUUUACUAGCACAUCAUAGGAGACACCCAGACGGUAGCUGUACACUUCGAACGCACGUGUGUGACCAGUGCGGCAAAGCGUUCUUCCAGAAGAACCAUCUCAUGCUGCAUCAGCGACAACACAUGGACUUACCGCCUAGAAAUUCACAAGCCCAACAACAAGCAAACCAGCAAGCGCAACAACAAGCACAGCAAGCUCAACAACAGGCACAACAAGCAGCACAAGUUCAACAGCAGGUUCAGCAACAAGUCCAACAACAAGUCCAACAGCAAGUGCAACAACAAGUGCAACAGCAGGUGCAGCAAGUGCAACAUCAGCAGGUUCAGCACCAGAAUAGUUUAGAGAUGGAGCAGGAUCAUCAACAACCAACGCAUAUCCAAGUGGUGACGAACCGAUCAGGCCAGGUGAUUGGUAACCAGAUCGUUGUCCGGCGCGCGUUGCUGCCGUCACAGCUGCACAUCGUGGGCCGCGACGGCAAGCCUGUCGCUGCGCAGUUGCACCACAAACACCAGCGCCAUCAUGCCAAUGGUGUGGAGGUGAGCAAAGAAAUGGGCGGUCUAGUCCUAUCAACGGGUCGCGGCGCGUCCUUGAUCAAGUACGAAAUCGCGUUACCGACUCAGAACUCUGUAGUGCAAGUGCAACAACUGGACUGAGACACGCCUACCGCUGAGACGGAAGAACAUGAACCAGUGCUUGUGUGGGUCAACAAGUGAACAUGUGAACGUUUAAAACGGCUCUAGGACGUAACAGGUGAUAUGUUAAACCAGGCUCUCUGAGGACGAAGUAUAGAAAGCUAAAAUGAAUGGCCGUUACCUGUAUCUGACUAGAAGCGACCCCAUCACCACUCACCAACAUAGUCUUCGAGAACGAGCAUGUUUAUAGAACUCGUGGCUUCGUGAUGUGUGUAAAUGGACUUGUUCAUAUGAAAAUUUAUGCCAUGAUCAUCAUCAUUGUGAAAGUGGUUUUAUUAGUGAAUGGCGGCCUAAUCCAAGAUUGUACUGAGCUUAACGUAUAGUGAUGACACGGAGAUGCAAUUCACUGCAGUGAAUCUGUGUGAAAGUCUAUGGUUUAUGUUAAAAAAGUGGAGUGAACAAAAGCCAGUGAGAAAAGUCAAUUGACUGAACUUUUAAAUGCCGCUGUGUUCGAACAUCGGCUUAGGAAUCGUUUGCAAUAAUUAUUAGGCUGAUUUUAAAUAUGUAAUAGAGUGUAGCUGUCUCUUGUAAAUUUCUCGUUAGACAGGUCUACCCAUGUUUACGAUCGCGUCAAGUGUCAAAAUUGGCCAAACAUCUAGUUUUGAUAUACACCAAUAGAACGAGAAGCUUUAUUUGAAUAGACUCCUGCCUUCUGUAGAUUUUUUUAUAUCAUAACAUUAUGAGACGAUACUUCUUACAUUAAAAUUCUAAACCGCAGAAAACUUUGUAUUAUAGUAAAUAGAAUUUAAGUGGAAAUGUUCUAAAAUUUAGAACAUUUUUUGGUUAGUGUGGAUGGUCGACUUGUAAAAAGACAUGCCACGGUAUUUGCGUCUGUAAUUACUUAGCAAUAAGUAUACCGUAGUUACUAGUUUCCUUUGUACAUAUCAAGAUGUUUUUUAACGGCAUUGAUGGUUUUUUGUAAUUAUAUUAUUAUAAAAUUGUACAACUUCUCUUGGGUACGCAUUUAAGUUUGAUAUUUAGUCGCGUUUUCGAAUAAGUUUCUGUUAAGUACAUAAAUUCCUAUUAUGGACAGUAAUGUGCAAUCAAAAUUCAAGGUUAGUUGUAGAUCUGAUUAAUUUUUUUAUCAGAAAAUUUUAUCUGUCACUUAUCUCACUUGGUAUAUCAAAGAUGAAUUAACUGCGGAUUCAUGUUAUAAAUAUGACAGUUCACCUUUUGAUAGAAUAUUUAUUGACCAUUGUUAGGAAGUUGUUAUGGUUAAUAAACUCGUAAGAAAUUGGAAAUGCAAUAGAUUGGCUAGGCAUGUGCCUGGAAAUUUACAAUGCUAUUUUUAUAACAGCAGAAAGGAGCGAGUACCUCGUUAGUUUCCUAUGUUUUAAUUGAUUGCAUUACGCAUUUUUAAUACUAGGCUGGAGAAAUAGAGUUCUCAUUCAUUCUUGUAACGAUAUUACAUCACCUUGUUCGUCUCUUUUUAUUCUAUGGACAAUGAUUGGGUUGACGGCGUCUUCGUGCAACUAAUUCGCGAUUCUUGGUGCAACUAACUGGUAACGUCCUUAAAAAAUUACCAAGAAUAAAUACACAUAUAUAAAGAGAUUGAUGCGAGCGGAUGAGGUGAGAGGUUAGGAGCUUAGUAAGUGGAGGUUUAUGAUCUCUGCCUACCCCAGUGAGAGACAAGCGUAAUGGUAUGUAUGUCAAUUUAUCAGCAGGUUUUCUUCGUUAUUCUACUGUUUUGUGAAUCGAGUGAAAUGAAGUUGAAAAUUAAAUAAUGCAAUUAUUUUUACUAACUUUUUACUUAGCAAUUUCUUAAUGCAUUAGUAAAAUGAACUUUAAAUGUAUUGGGCAUGAUAUUUUGUAGUCUAUCGUUAAUGAUAGCGCGUUUUCAUUUUGCCUUCAACUAGCAAGUUUGACGUUACACAUAUAAAACUUUGAAUACAUGUUAAUGAAAUAAAUUUUAUUUUCUGUAUAACAAAUUUUACUCGCAAGUAUUAAAAGUAACAUG
Hyposmocoma kahamanoa is the source of this 4855-nucleotide messenger RNA. RefSeq names its product zinc finger protein 420 (gene cg). NCBI's taxonomy places the organism in Eukaryota, Metazoa, Arthropoda, Insecta, Lepidoptera, Cosmopterigidae. The transcript is spliced from 19 exons. The record is from RefSeq and is a predicted model, not a curated record. Gene Ontology annotation, biological process: regulation of transcription by RNA polymerase II. Gene Ontology annotation, molecular function: DNA-binding transcription factor activity, RNA polymerase II-specific; RNA polymerase II cis-regulatory region sequence-specific DNA binding. Bases 169 to 2859 code for a protein of 896 amino acids.